CAGUUAUGUUGUGAAAAAUGUCCUUAAUAUGCUCGUCGGGCGCUACAUGUCGUUGGUGAUCAUUUUUUCCGCAAACAUUUCAGUAUGUCGUGCAGGAUCAUGCUGGACUGCUCGCAAAAAGUAGCGGCAGGAAGCAGCAUAUUCGGAAAAGUUCUUUGUAAAUUCUGCACAUCGGAGCACGUUAAAGAAAUCCGAAUCGUCUGCCAAGGCUUGGAACUGAUCGGUCCUCACGCGCACAAAGCCAAACGGUUUUUCUUCAAGAAACAAAUCCUGCAUUAUCGAGGUAUAAUAAAACCGGGCAGACACGAAUUUCCGUUUUCAAUCGAAAUUCCGAAAGACGCCCCGAGCAGCUUCGACGAGCCGCCGGCCCUCAUCCAGUACAUGCUGAAAGCGAUCUGCGAAAUCCCGUCGAAUCCGCAGGAAGACGUCAUGCACAUACAGGUCUUCUCCUACGUGGAUUUGAACCAUUACGUGACCGAAUUGAACUUGGAGCCGUUUACAGUGGAAAGGCAAUGUCGAAAGGGGUAUUUGUGCUGGGCCGCUACAGCUAUUGAACUGAGCUUGACUUUGGAAAAAAACGCCUUCGUCGUCGGCGAGACUAUCAAAAUGAAGAUAUACGUCAGGAAUAGCUGCGAGCAGGACAUCCAAACCAACGUCGUAACGUUGAGAAGAAUGUUCGAGUACAAAAACAGCGAAAGCGACAAGAAAUACCACACCAAACUCAAAGAAAUCAUCACCACCGAGAUCCUUCCCAUCGUCGAAGCCAAUUCCCAUCAAACUUUCUACGUCAACAUGACCAUACCGCUUUACAUGGAAGUCGCGAAUUUGAGCAGCUGCCGCUGCACCAAAGAAGGUUUCCUCAUUAGUCUCGAAGCUAUAUCUCGCAGCGCCCACGCCAGCAUCCAAGUACCAAUCCUCAUCGGCCACAUACCAGCAGUCUACAAGGAAGUACCAGCCAAUAAGGAAAUGUCGGUGAACCUGAAGGCGUCGAAGCAGCUGUCGUACCGGGACCAGCCGAGCUUCGGGCUGUCGAAGGAGGCGCUGGCGGGGCCGCCGCCGGCCGAGGGGCUGUCGAGGGGCACCGGCUCGCUGAAGGCGGCUUAUUGCAACUGCAACGCGGAGAUUUCGAUGCACGCGAAGUCGACGCACGUGCCGUCGGCGUCGGGGCUGUCGCCGCAGCUCCAGUCGAACGUCGGCGUCGUCUCGAUGGCGGAGAAUCUCGAUUACUACGCGCCGUCGGAGCAGGUCAAUCAGCCGCAGGGUUAUUCCUAGGGGAAUGCGUACCCGGUAUAUUGUUACGAAAUUG
Messenger RNA from Phyllotreta striolata, 1306 nucleotides. NCBI's taxonomy places the organism in Eukaryota, Metazoa, Arthropoda, Insecta, Coleoptera, Chrysomelidae. The record is from the annotation of a GenBank genome assembly.